AAAAAAAUAUUACUGGCACGUUAACCUACCAUCUCACCGCAGGUCAGUACAAAUACCGAGGAUUUGGAGAAAGCAGCGGUGGCAAUUGACGUGGGGAUUUAACCCCCUUCCGAACGCAGUGCUGGGCGAAAAAGACCCCUGUGCAGCAGUGCAAAUAUGGCGCCGAGGGGUGUCUGGUGUGUGUUGUUGACCUGUCUCUUCUGCACAUCCUCCGCUGACAAAGAUUUCUUCACCUCCAUCGGUCAGAUGACAGAUCUGCUGUACACAGAAAAGGACCUGGUCACCUCUCUGAAGGAUUACAUCAGAGCAGAGGAGAGCAAGCUGGAGCAAGUCAAAAAGUGGGCUCAGAAGCUGGACGUGUUGUCGGCCACGGCCACUCAGGACCCAGAGGGCUUCCUGGGCCACCCGGUCAACGCCUUCAAGCUGAUGAAGAGGCUCAACACAGAGUGGGGAGAGCUGGAGAGCCUGGUCCUCAAGGACAUGUCUGAUGGGUUCAUCUCGAACCUGACCAUCCAGAGACAGUACUUCCCCAAUGAUGAUGACCAGACGGGGGCAGCCAAGGCCCUGAUGAGGCUGCAGGACACCUACCGACUGGACACGCAAACCAUCUCCACGGGAGAGCUGCCUGGAACCAAUACUGAUGUCACUAUGAGCCCUAUGACGGUGGAGGACUGCUUUGAGCUGGGGAAGAUAGCCUACUCUGAUGCAGACUACUACCACACGGAGCUGUGGAUGGAGCAGGCCCUGAAACAGCUGGACGGGGGAGAGGAGUCCACUGUGGACAUGGUGACCAUCCUGGACUACCUCAGCUACUCCAUCUACCAGCAGGGGGAGCUAGAGAGGGCCCUGGACUACACCAAAAGACUGCUGAAAUUGGACUCUGCCCACCAGCGAGCCAACGGCAACCUGAAGUACUUUGAGUACCAGCUGGCCAAGCAGAAGAAGGUGGAGGCGGAGGAGGGCCUGAAGGAGAAGGAGAAAAGAGAGAGGGAGAAGAGGGAGGCGUCUGAGAAGAAGGGCAGACCUGCAGACUACCUGCCUGAGAGGAGGAAGUACGAACAGCUGUGUCGCGGCGAGGGCAUCAAGAUGACCCCGCGGCGUCAGAGUCGUAUGUUCUGCCGUUACUUUGACAACAACCGCCACCCCCUGUACGUGCUGGGUCCGGUCAAGCAGGAGGACGAGUGGGACCGCCCACGCAUCAUCCGUUACCACGACGUCCUCUCCAACAGCGAGAUCGAGAAGGUCAAAGAGCUGGCCAAACCCAGGCUGCGCCGGGCCACCAUCUCCAACCCCAUUACUGGUGUGCUGGAGACCGCCCACUAUCGCAUCAGCAAGAGGCGCGCCACCGUGCAUGACCCCCAAACAGGGAAACUCACCACGGCCCAUUACAGAGUCUCCAAGAGUGCGUGGCUAACCGCCUACGAGGAUCCAGUAGUGGACAAGAUAAACCAGCGCAUUGAGGACAUCACCGGCCUGAAUGUCAAGACAGCAGAGGAGCUGCAGGUGGCAAAUUACGGCGUGGGCGGGCAAUACGAGCCCCACUUUGACUUUGGACGGAAAGAUGAACCAGAUGCGUUUAAAGAGCUGGGCACUGGGAACCGCAUCGCCACCUGGUUAAUUUACAUGAGUGACGUGCCAUCAGGGGGCGCCACUGUCUUUACAGAUGUGGGCGCUGCAGUGUGGCCCAAAAAGGGCAGUGCGGUGUUCUGGUAUAACCUGUUUGCCAGCGGGGAGGGUGACUACAGCACGCGGCACGCGGCCUGCCCCGUCCUAGUGGGCAACAAGUGGGUGUCCAACAAGUGGAUUCACGAGCGAGGCCAAGAGUUCAGAAGACGUUGCACUCUGGACGAGUCUGACUGAUCAAAAGGAAUAAAACACCUUCCUCCUAAUCCUCGUCUUCCUCUUCCAAUCCCUCCUCCUGGACCCACGUGACUCUCGGCGCUGUGGACGCUGACGUGCCCUCUGACCUCUCCACCCCCUUCCUCUCCUUCCUUCUCUCCAAACUCAGCGUUCACUCAGUGGUUCUCUGAGGCUCUGGCUGCUCAUGUGAUCUGUCACAUUUUAUUUUUUAUCUGAGGUGUGUGUGUGUGCGUGUGUGUGUGGGGUUCACCAGUCCCAGUCUGUGCCUUCUGUUGAUGGGUUUUGCACACUCAGACUGCACAGCUGUCUUAAAACCUGGGGAACUUUUAUUUAACUCUCCCACCCUUAACAUGGACCUUUUAUGUUGAUACUAUCGACAAGAUGCUCAAUUAACUAGUUCAGCGUUUCCCAACUCUGGUCCUUGAAUAGCCCAACAGUACACAUUUGUAUUGUAGCCCCCAGACCAGCACACCUGAUUCAACUUGUCAACUCAUCGUCAAGCCCUUGAUAAGUUGAAUGAGAUGUGUUUGUUCAGAACUCCAACGAAAUGGUGUACUGUUCGGAGGACUGGCGGACCGGAGUUGGGAAAACACGGAACUAGAGCAGUCAACACAGCUGCUUCUCCCUUUCAACUUCCUACAACGUGACAUAUUUUCAUGUGCACUUCUCAGAAACCAUUCUUUACAUUGUUGAUGGAAUUUUAUACAGCACACUAUGCACAGGGUCUGGGUUACUAUCGGACUAAGGGAAGGUCUCCGAACAGUGCUUAUGACAAGUGAUUAUCACUGAUUCACUGUGAUAUAUUGACAGAGGAGCUGUGCCAGCCCCCCCCCUCUCCCUCUUUUCCUUCUCUCUCUCCCUUACACCCCUCUUCUCUACCAAGGCCAUGUCUGCCGCGGGGCUAUUUCAGCCCUGAGGUCAUUCACUCCACGACAAACACUACUGCAUCUGCUGCACAGAUAAACACUGACUUUUAAAGCCAAAGGUACACGAUGUCUCUUAGUUUUUCUGCCUCUUCCCCCCCCCCCCGCUCUGUCUCUCUCAACGCGCUCUGUUCCUCCUGUGUCUCCCACUCCUCUCUGCCUUGGGUGAAACACAGUAAACUAAAUGCAGGUACUGACUGUCACCGUUCUAUGUUACCGAAGCAAAGCUCGUACCUGAUCAACUGAUGAUUCAUUGGGUUUGACGAUAAUAGGAUUUCAUCCCUAAAAUGACUGAAUGAAAUAUGAUGCUAAGAAUCGAUAAGAAAUAUUUAUUCGGUGUAUCACUCCAAACCUGGUUCCUCCACUCCACAGUUUAAGCCUAUGCUGACCCUGGGCAGAAUGAUACCUCAUGAGAGGCAGUUGCUGAUUUGUUCAGAGGGUCCCUGGUUCGAGCCCAGGUUGGGGGCAAGGAGAGGGACAGAAGCAACACGGUUACAUGUAUAUCCUCCCAGAUGCAGGUCUUCUUUUUAUUUUGAAUUGUAAUAACGAUGGGAUGUGUGGGGAUAUGUGUUGUACAUGUGAGAUUAAUGUUUUCUACAGAAAUAAAUAUUAUGUUAAGUAAAGAA
This is a messenger RNA of Salvelinus namaycush (lake trout), 3409 nucleotides long. RefSeq names its product prolyl 4-hydroxylase subunit alpha-1-like. The record is from RefSeq and is a predicted model, not a curated record. The transcript has 16 exons. Gene Ontology annotation, biological process: peptidyl-proline hydroxylation to 4-hydroxy-L-proline. Bases 157 to 1860 code for a protein of 567 amino acids. Gene Ontology annotation, cellular component: endoplasmic reticulum. NCBI's taxonomy places the organism in Eukaryota, Metazoa, Chordata, Actinopteri, Salmoniformes, Salmonidae. Gene Ontology annotation, molecular function: protein binding; procollagen-proline 4-dioxygenase activity; iron ion binding.